Molecule: messenger RNA, 932 nt
Organism: Anopheles cruzii
Lineage: Eukaryota; Metazoa; Arthropoda; Insecta; Diptera; Culicidae
Gene: Pstk
Product: L-seryl-tRNA(Sec) kinase
Exons: 1
Coding region: 1-891 (296 amino acids)
Molecular function (GO): tRNA binding; kinase activity
Source: RefSeq, a predicted model, not a curated record
AUGAACAGAAUUUGCCUGAAUGUGCUGGUGGGUGUUCCUGCAUCGGGCAAAACGACCUAUUGUAGUCUUAUUGAAAAGACAAGGACUCAUACGUUCAACAUAGUGCAUGUGUGUUAUGAUAGUUUUAUUAAAAUAGAUACUCAAUACGACCAAUUUUGCAAUGAAACAGGAUCGUACAAGUUGCGACGUUCGAAGUUACUGUCCUCGAUGGAGAAAAUUUUCGUUGCUGUUAAAGAAAACGAUCGUGAAAGGUUGGAAAGCUCACUAACUUAUGUAGAAAAUGAAUUCGGUGUUGUUUUAAAACUUUCUCUUUCAACAGAUUAUAAGGACUAUCUUUUUGUCAUCGAUGAUAAUAUGUACUAUAGAAGUAUGCGCCUAGAAUGGCUAAAAGUGGCAAAGAAACUUUCUUUAGGGUUUUUCCAAACGUUCUUUGACAUUCCGCUUGCACUCGCAUUGACGAGAAAUCAAGCCAGAAUAUCACCCAAUCCCAUACCAAAAGAAGUAAUAUUGUCUAUGUGGACUCGUCUUGAAAAACCUUGCGGGGAUCUUCAUCAUUGGGAACAGCAAUGCAUCUGCUUUACAGAAACUUAUGACAUAAAUGCGGCAUUAGAAUUGGCCAAGUAUUGUAUAAACACCCCAGUACACGGUGUCAUAAAAAUUACACAAUCCGUUCCCAUGGAGCAAUCAAGAGUCCAUCAAAUUGAUCUGCUCUUACGCAAAACAAUUUCGAAGCGAAUGGCUUGGGCAAAGGAAUCUAUGCCUAGCAAGGAUCUUGAAGUGUUUGCCAAGCACCUGCAAAAGCAUAAGGCGAAUUUGUUAGAUCAGUUGAGAAAAGGUGAAUGUUGUUGCCAAGAUGUUAUUGAAAAAAAUAUUGAAUUAUUAAAAUUAUAGCUGAUACACUGUUUUAAAAUAAAUUCGUAAUUCAUAAACGA